AUGGUACCUGCUCGGCUCGGCUCGCCUCGGCCCGGCUCGGCUCAACUCGGCCUGGGUCGACUUGACUCGGCUCGGCUCCCCCGCGGUGCCCCGUCCUCUUUUUCCAUUGCAGACUAUUAUUUGGUGACAGUGCAGGAGUCCUACGCUCAUCUUGAUCAGAUUUAUUACACCAGCUGCACCGACAUCCUCAACUGGUUCAAGUGCACCAGACACAGGGUGAGCUAUCGGACAGCCUAUCGCAGAGGAGAGAAGACCAUGUACCGGAGAAAGUCCCAGUGCUGCCCAGGCUUCUACGAGAAUGGAGAGAUCUGUUCUGCUCAUUGUGCAGAGAGCUGUGUCCACGGCCGCUGCAUGGCCCCCAACACCUGCCAGUGUGAGCCGGGCUGGGGGGGCUCCAACUGCUCCAGUGCUUGUGACAGCAGCCACUGGGGUCCCCACUGCAGUAACAGGUGUCAGUGCCAGAACGGCGCCCUGUGUAACCCCAUCACCGGAGCCUGCAUCUGCACUCCAGGGUACCGAGGAUGGCGCUGCGAGGCCCAGUGUGAGGUGGGCACCUAUGGGAACGGAUGCCAGCAGAAAUGCCAGUGCCAGAAUGGAGCCGCCUGUCACCAUGUGACCGGAGAAUGCAAGUGCUCACCAGGAUACACUGGAGCUUUCUGUGAAGCCCUGUGUCCUCCAGGUAAACAUGGACAGCAGUGUGAGGAGAGAUGUCCGUGUCAGAACGGAGGAGUGUGUCACCAUGUGACUGGAGAGUGCUCCUGUCCUGCAGGAUGGAUGGGGACAGUGUGUGGACAGCCAUGUCCAGAGGGGAGAUUUGGACAGAACUGUUCCCAGGAAUGUCAGUGUCACAACAACGGCUUCUGUGUGCUGUCCACUGGACAGUGUCUCUGCAGCCCUGGGUACACGGGAGAACGGUGCCAGGACGAGUGUCCUGUGGGAACGUACGGCGCUGGCUGUGCCAAGACGUGUCGCUGUAAGAACAACGGCCAGUGCUACCACACCAACGGGAUGUGUCUGUGUGAGCCGGGCUACACGGGGGACAUAUGUGACGUCCGACUGUGUCCUGAAGGACGCUAUGGCCUCCGCUGUGACAGGAUGUGUCCCUGCUACGCCCAGAACACGCGCAGCUGCCACCCAAUGUCAGGGGAGUGCACUUGUCAGCCGGGUUGGUCCGGCCUCUACUGCAACGAGACGUGCACCCCGGGGUUUUACGGCGAGUCCUGCCAGCAGGUGUGCCAGUGCCAGAACGGUGCUGACUGCCACAGUGUGGGCGGAGAGUGUAUCUGCGCUCCAGGGUUCACGGGUCCGAACUGUUCAGUCCUCUGCCCAGCCGGGACGCACGGGGCACACUGCUCCUCCAGCUGCACCUGCAAGAACAGAGCACAGUGCUCACCUGUGGACGGAUCCUGCUCCUGUAAACCAGGGUGGCACGGGGUGGACUGCUCCAUCAACUGCCCCAGCGGGACCUGGGGGCUGGGCUGCAACCUCACCUGUCUGUGUGCGAACGGGGGGGCAUGCAACGCCCUGGACGGCCUCUGCACCUGUGCUCCGGGCUGGAGGGGAGAGCGCUGUGAACUCCACUGCCAGGACGGCACCUACGGGCUGGGCUGCAGAGAGCGCUGCGACUGCAGCCACGCUGAUGGAUGUCACCACGCCACUGGGCACUGCCGCUGUCUGGCCGGAUGGACGGGUAUCCACUGUGACAGUGUGUGUGCCGAGGGCCGCUGGGGCCCAAACUGCUCCCUCCCCUGUAACUGUAAGAACGGAGCGUCGUGCUCUCCGGAUGAGGGGACCUGCGAGUGUGCUCCGGGAUACCGAGGCCCCACCUGCCAGAGGAUCUGCUCUCCAGGUUACUUUGGUCACCGCUGCAGUCAGACCUGUCCCCAGUGCGUCCAUAGCAACGGGCCGUGUCACCACGUCACGGGACAGUGUGACUGCCUGCCGGGCUUCAAGGGGGCGCUGUGUAACGAGGUGUGUCCCAGCGGCCGCUUCGGGAAGGUCUGUGCGUGGAGCUGCAGCUGCACCAACAACGGCACCUGUAACCCCAUCGACGGCUCCUGCCAGUGUUACCCCGGAUGGAUCGGCAGCGACUGCUCCCAGCCAUGUCCGCCGGGUCAGUGGGGGCCCAACUGCAUCCACACGUGUAACUGUCACAACGGAGCUUACUGCAGCGCCUAUGAUGGAGAAUGCAAGUGCACCCCCGGAUGGACCGGCCUCUACUGCACACAGCGCUGUCCCUUAGGCUUCUAUGGGAAGGACUGUUCUCAGACCUGCCAGUGUAGGAAUGGAGCCGACUGUGAUCACAUCUCUGGACAGUGCACCUGCCGCACCGGAUUCAUGGGACGCCACUGUGAACAAAAGUGUCCACCUGGUUCCUAUGGUUACGGCUGCCGUCAGGUCUGUGACUGUCUAAAUAACUCCACGUGUGAUCACAUGACUGGUACAUGUUACUGCAGCCCGGGCUGGAAGGGAGCUCGCUGUGACCAAGCGGGUGUGGUGGUGGGCAGCCUCAACAGUUUGACCAGCGCAGCCAUGCACGUGGACACGUACCAGAUCGGAGCCAUCGCGGGGAUCAUCGUCCUGGUGCUGCUGGUGCUCUUCCUCCUGCUCCUCUUCAUCGUCUACAGGAAGAAACAGAAGGGCAAGGAGCCGAGCAUGCCCGCUGUGAGCUACACCCCGGCUCUGAGGGUCCCUGCUGACUACAGCAUCGCAGAUGCUCACGCUCCGGCAUGCGAGGCCCUCCCCAGCAACUACUUCUCCAACCCCAGCUACCAUACUCUGACCCAGUGCAUCGGGGCCCCGCAUCUUAACAAUGGCCCAUAUGGAAAGGCCAAGAGCAGCCAGCUGUUUGUGAAUAUGAAGAAUGUAGAUCAGAGGAAGAGGGCGACUCUAGCGGAGCACACUGGCACGCUGCCGGCAGACUGGAAACAAGAAGACUGCUUCAAUGAACUGGGGAGACAUUAACAUUACCGCCACUGAGCCUACGGAGUAGACAGGAGAUACAUGGGAGAUCGCUACGAGGUAGAUCUGAAGGGCACGCCGUAUCACUCCAGCUCCUGUUCCCUUGAAAGCUCUGAAAACCCUUACGCCACGAUAAAGGACCCUCCCCUGCUGACAGCCAAAAACAUAGAGUGUGGCUACGUGGAAAUGAAGUCCCCGGCCAGACGGGACUCACCUUACGCCGAGAUCAGCAACAGCAGCCCGACCAACAAGAGGAAUGUGUACGAAGUUGAGCCGACUGUGAAUGCCAUCCAGCUGACUGGAGACAGCAACGGCCGGUUUGGUCAAGAUCCGUACGACCUACCGAAGAACAGCCACAUCCCCUGUCACUAUGACCUCCUGCCAGCCAGGGAGAGCCCCCCCCCACAGGACAAGGAGCUGGACAGUGAAUGACGGCACAGAGACUCAGCACAGAGACCAGGUCUCACCUCCAGUCUGCAGCUCCGGCAGCAACAGGCACACUAUACACCCACAACAUGCUUUCACUUGUUUUCUCGCUGUUAUACGACUGUAUCAUGUACCAUGACUUCUUACUGAACAAAGUGGGUAUACAAGAGUUUGAAGGUUAAUUUGUGUGGGAGCUACGGUCUGAGUCUGCUUUGAACAAAGACGGUUAUCUGACCACUGCUAACAGCAACUCUUCCAGAUGGCCCCACUCAGCGGGGGGUUAGAAACAGCCUGCUGUCCUAGACUCUGCCCGCCGGCCUCUCUGGUCUCUCUCCAACAACUCGCAGCCUCGACACGACAACUGCUACUAACGGGGAAGCAAGUGCAAAGCAUUUCUGGGUUUUAUCACUUGGUUGUAUAUAUGGAUGAAAAGUGACCUUUCCACACCACCGCACACCUCGCACGCAGAAGUGGACGUGAUUGUUGGAUGUAUCGGAAGGUCACUGGUUGCGUCAGAAUUCGCAUGCUAAGCACUACGUACCCAAUGGACGCACCAAAGCUGUCAUUUUCAACGUCACUUCCUGAGGGCCUCCUUGUCGUUGAAGACGAGUAACCAUGGUAACUGCCGCCAGAUAACACUUAAAUUACUUAAAAAGGAAAUCAACUAGAGCCACAGUCGCAGAGGAAAAAAUCACAAUCAUGUGUAAAAAGUAAAUGAAGCUCAUUGGCCGCUGCCUAUGAGCGUUAUGAACGUUGUUGUUACUACCGCAUUGCAUUGUGGGAUACUGAUGCUGGCGUAGUGUCCAGUGUUUGCAUACUGUAACGUUUCACUGGAAAUAGUAUGCAAUUCACAGACUAUUGGUUUCAUACUAAGAUUUUGGACGUA
This is a messenger RNA of Etheostoma spectabile (orangethroat darter), 4273 nucleotides long. Its product is annotated as multiple epidermal growth factor-like domains protein 10. Gene Ontology annotation, molecular function: protein binding; scavenger receptor activity. The record is from RefSeq and is a predicted model, not a curated record. Gene Ontology annotation, biological process: heterophilic cell-cell adhesion. NCBI's taxonomy places the organism in Eukaryota, Metazoa, Chordata, Actinopteri, Perciformes, Percidae.